CUUAUCAUCAAGCCUUAUCGCGAUGCAGCAUCCCCAUUCUUCAAACAGCACAGCUUCAUUGCUGGAGGUGAAGAGGAUUUGACUUGAUACUUGGCUUACAAAAACCUUACCAUCAACCUGUCACUCCACCAUUACAGACUCCAUCAGAUCAAAAUGCCAAUACAUGUCCUCCCUCUGACAGAACCCGACAUCCCAGGCGCCGUAACCGCCAUCCAGGAAGCAUUUGCAGAGGACCCAUACAACCAAUGGGUCUACAACGAUCGAAGCAAGCUUAACCUCAAUCGAAACCGUGUUUCUCUCGGCAUACGAUGCCACUGGGGGAUACGCAAUGCUCUCUUCUACGUAGCCAAAGACUCUGAUGAUCCAGAUGGCAAUGUUUUGGGCAUUGCGAUGUGGAUGCCUCCGCGGCCUGCUGAGCUGAAAGAGACGUGGGGAGAAUGGAUUGAAGGGUGGAGAUUGUGGGGUUCUCAGGUGGUUAUGAAUUUAUGGUAUGGGAGAGGAGGGUUGAAUGUUAAGAGGUAUUACAUUUGGAAAACCAAGCAAGCAGAAGCCCAAUCUGAGAUCUGGACUGAUCCCAAAGGCUACUAUUUUCUCAAUAUCAUGGUUGUGUCGCCUUCCCAUCAAGGGAAAGGUAUCGGCAAGUUGCUUGCCAGAGAGGUCACCAAGAAAGCAGAUGCCGAAGGAAGGAAAUGCUACUUGGAGUCGAGUCGAGAUUUGCCGAACAUGAAAAUUUACGAGGCUAUGGGGUUUCAUUUUGUGAAAGAUAUGGAUUGUGAUGAUGAGGGAGAGGUGUGUAAGCUAUUCUGCAUGGUCAGAGAUCCUCAGAAAUUACCCUGAAGAUAUUAAGAAUGGGGGAAUGUCGGUAUUUCUUCAUUUUGGUCGAUUCUUGGUAACGAGGGGAUGAGCUGGCUUCACUCUCCCCAAAAACUUGAGGACCAUAAGUUGGAGAGUUCAAAUAUUCUGAUAUGGUAUUUCUCUCCCUCGUCAGCUUGCAUUUUCAGGCAGCCAAGCUUGGCAAACUUAUUCUUUAGUCCAAGUUGUGAUUUGCCCAAAUUAUCAACUUACCUAAGCAAU
Mollisia scopiformis is the source of this 1074-nucleotide messenger RNA. Its product is annotated as acyl-CoA N-acyltransferase. The record is from RefSeq and is a predicted model, not a curated record. The transcript is spliced from 3 exons. Gene Ontology annotation, molecular function: acyltransferase activity, transferring groups other than amino-acyl groups. NCBI's taxonomy places the organism in Eukaryota, Fungi, Ascomycota, Leotiomycetes, Helotiales, Mollisiaceae. The coding region runs from base 154 to 837 and encodes 227 amino acids.